UAUACAAGAUGAGGAUGAUGAUGAUGAUCAGUGUGAUUUGGCUGCAGGUGGCCAUAGCACUAUGUGUGCCAGUGGUAAAAGAUAAAACCCGCUUCAUAGAAGAGAAAUGUAAUGACCCCAAUGAGGAGUAUACAUGUGGUCCCUCUUAUGAGAAAAAUUGUGCCAAUCGGUUUAAACAUCCCAUAGUACUUUUAAAGAUAUGUUGUCCUGGUUGCUUCUGCAAUGUUGGCUACCUAAAGAACAGUGCAGGAAUCUGUGUCCUCGAAAGAGACUGUGACAAAGAACUGUGAGUGAGGAUAAACAAAUGAUAAACGAAUAAAGUGCUGUGAUUCCAAAUUGUAUUCAGACUUUAUAUGUCUCUUAAAAACUGCUUUCCUAAUAAAACAUUUGUUGUAUGUUA
Molecule: messenger RNA, 400 nt
Organism: Bombina bombina (fire-bellied toad)
Lineage: Eukaryota; Metazoa; Chordata; Amphibia; Anura; Bombinatoridae
Product: venom peptide CtAPI-like
Exons: 3
Coding region: 9-290 (93 amino acids)
Source: RefSeq, a predicted model, not a curated record